Messenger RNA from Spinacia oleracea (spinach), 3000 nucleotides. Its product is annotated as APO protein 3, mitochondrial. The record is from RefSeq and is a predicted model, not a curated record. Lineage: Eukaryota; Viridiplantae; Streptophyta; Magnoliopsida; Caryophyllales; Amaranthaceae. The transcript is spliced from 7 exons. Gene Ontology annotation, molecular function: RNA binding. The coding region runs from base 601 to 1893 and encodes 430 amino acids.
UCUAUUUCACGUAAAACUCAAAGCAAAACCUCCCCUUGCAAACUCACGCGAACCAUCAACCCAUUCUCCUUCUCUCCUCACUGCCGUCAUUACUACUGCUGCCCAGCCGCCACCACCGCUGCGCUUCCUCCUUCGUCGUCCCUCUCCGUCGCCGCCGGACCACCACGCGUCGGCAACCAGCCGCGCCACCGCCGCUGCUCAGCCGCGGACCUCACUUCCUCUUUCCUUUCUCCUUCGCGCAAGUACUCCUCUUUGCUUCUUUCUUGCGCACAGCCACUGUGCUGCCACCGCACCACCACCGAGCGCAACCACCACCUGCUCGGCUGCACCCAGCCGCGUCACCCAGUUCUCCUGACCAACGGCCGCUGCCGCGCCUCCCUUGCCGCCGGCCAACAUUCCUUUGAAUCUUUAAUUGGUGGAGAAUUCUCCGUAGACGACUUUUGAAUUGUUAAAGUGGUCUCGCACUUUGUUUACACAAGGCUCGCAGCUGGUCCUCCCUUCACCGUCGAUUGUCACUCUUCAGUCUUUACCACCGAUUUUCAGUGUUCUUCGGCGCCGGCGUCUAGUGAAACAUUGAUGUGCUGAGGGACAAUAAUAGUGAUGGUAUUAGUGAAGAGGAUCAAGUUGAACCAAUACAUUCGCUGUCAUCUUUAUUUUGUUAGUCGAUAUUGUCAUGGAGGGGGUGUUGAUGGGGAGGAUGUUAGGGUGAUUCCCUUUGGAGGAGAAGUUGAUGAUCCAUUGUACACUGAUUUGCCCGAGCCUCAUCGAUGUAAAUCGGAGAGGAAGCCGUAUAUAACUCCCAUGAAAACCCUGAUAAAGAGAGCUAAAGAGGAAAGGGAAUUGACGAAGUCGAAUCCUUGUCGAGUUCUUGAGCAUCCUCCUGAUAAUGGACUUCUUGUUCCCGAGCUUGUGGAAGUCUCUAGACGAGUUUAUUGGGCACGAGAAUCACUUCUUAUUGGCAUAUCCAAGCUUCUUGCCUUCACACCUGUUCUCAAAUGCAGGUCCUGCUCAGAAGUUCAUGUUGGACAUAUUGGGCAUGAAAUACGUACCUGCACUGGACCGAGGAGUGGUUUUCGCAGUGCUAUGCAUGAUUGGAGAAGAGGAGGCUUAAAUGAUGUAGUUAAUUUUCCCAAAUGCUUCCACCUCUAUGAUCGUGUUGGGAAACCAAGAGUUGUCCAUGAUGAGAGAUACGAUGUCCCUCGUAUCCCUGCAAUAUUGGAGCUCAGUAUACAAGCUGGUGUUGAUCUGGAACAGUAUCCUGUGAGAAGGAGAACAAAACCUGUCUACAGCAUUGAAGGAAGAAUUGUAGACUUCGAUCCUAAAAUUGGUGAGAACGAUGCGAAUUGUGAUAAAGAUUCUAGUGAUAAUAGUCUUGAAAUAGAUUCUGGUUUCAGGACACCAGUGGAGGAUGGGAAGGGUGAUUCUGUAAAAGACCUUAUUCAUCCAAUGGUACGGUUGAAUCUCGAGAAUGGAAGAAGCUUGAAGGAAUUGAGCAUUGGGACGAUGGAAUCUUGGUUUGAGAUGAUAUCAGGUGCACGGAAGAUCAUGGAGAAGUACUUUGUAUGGACGUGUGGUUACUGCCCUGAGGUUCAGGUGGGUCCCAAAGGACACAAGCUGAGGAUGUGCAAAGCCAGUAAGCACCAGUCUCGUGAUGGCUUGCACGCGUGGCAAGAGGCGGCCAUUGACGAUCUUGUGGGCCCCAACUAUGUCUGGCAUGUACGAGAUACAUCUGGCCCACCCUUGUGCAACAAUUUGAAAAGGUACUACGGCAAGGCUCCAGCUGUGGUAGAGUUGUGUGUGCAAGCAGGCGCGCCUGUUCCAGAACAGUACCGAAGCAUGAUGAGAUUAGAUGUAGUUCCUCCUGAUAUUGAUGAGGCUGAUCUUGUUGCAUGAUGGUUAUUACAAACAAAGUGUAUGUUGGUUCAUUGGUGAUACCUUUUUGCUCACAUUCAGCAAGUAAAAAGGACAUAAGGUGGAAAUUUAGUGAGACAAUUGCCUUUACUGAUCGCAUCGACUAACCUGCAAGUAUCUGGCUGAGAAUGAAAAGAACUCGUGAUUUUUAUUCCAAAGCUCUUAUUGCUGAAAAGUUGAUGAUAUUGCAUUGACUGGCUAGCUAGCCCAUGGACUUCUGAUUCGGAUAUUUGAAUUUGACUGUCUGUUGUCAUUUCUUACUAAAGAAGCUGUGUUCAGAAUUGAAGCCUGGACCCGUUUCCAAUGGUUAGAUGUUAUAGCCAAAGCCUGAAAUCACAGACUCAGCUGUGCAAUAAUGAAGGAUGACCGAGUUGCUUAAAGAGGUCGUUGACUGUCAUAAGAUGAUGAGAUGCAACAGCGAGUAUGUUCUUCAUUAGGAUCUGGGCUCAACAAACUACAACCUAAAGACCCUGCUUCUGCUUGUAACUUAGACCUAUACCGUUUUCUGGAUUGCUUUGAGGCCGGAAGCACUUCCAGAAGUUUCCAUGAUCAGAAAUUUUGACCGAACUCGUGAAUUUGCCAUUUCCGGGGAUGCUGCCAUGCUGUGCAUUAGAGUUGCCUUUCAAUUAGGCAUCCAUAGAGAGACAAUGACCACAUUGGAAAGACUAAUGGGUCUAAGCUAUCAUCACUUGGUAUGUUUCAUUUUGGAUAUCAGAAACCACAAACGAACACUUUUGGAAUGGCCAAAAGAAACUAGUGAGAAAAUGAUCGAUAUCAAGUUGUCUCUAAUUUAUUAGAUUUUGUAUCUGAUUCUUCGCAUCAAUCUUAGAGAAGAGGAAAGACUCAAACAUAAGAUCUGUUGACAAUAAGGUCUUAAGGUGUUACUUGAUGCAACUAGGUCAAAUAAAUUGAUAUUAGACAACCGAGGGCUCGUUCGGUGUCAUUGCAAAUUUUCAGUUUUUGGUGUUUUUUGUUUUCAAAGUCAUAUGGUUUAGAUUGAAUUAGGAACUAAAAAUAGUCAUAUCAAUAGUAACUAUGUUAAUUUUGAAAUCUGACAACAAAAAAUGAACUACUUUUGUGGUUUCUGUA